GGACACCGUAGGCUAGCUGAGAGGAUGCAGGCCAAUGGGGGUCACAGAAUUUCCUUGGCAAAAGCUGGGUUCCGCGGGACUCGGAGGACAGAUGGCGUGAAAGCUUAGCAAAUGGGGAUCGCUGCCAUCAUGGACACGAGUCGUGUGCAGCCCAUCAAGCUGGCCAGGGUGACCAAAGUGCUGGGCAGGACCGGUUUGCAGGGACAGUGCACACAGGUAAGAGUAGAAUUCAUGGAUGACACCAGCCGCUCCAUCAUCCGCAAGGUGAAAGGCCCUGUUCAAGAAGGUGAUGUGCUCACCCUGUUGGAGUCGGAAAGAGAGGCUCGGAGGCUGCACUAAACAUGCCUGCUGGGUCCAUCUGGAUAUCACCAUUUGGCCCAUGAGACGACCUGCCACUGUUAAA
Nannospalax galili (Upper Galilee mountains blind mole rat) is the source of this 403-nucleotide messenger RNA. Its product is annotated as 40S ribosomal protein S28-like. Bases 112 to 339 code for a protein of 75 amino acids. The record is from RefSeq and is a predicted model, not a curated record. NCBI's taxonomy places the organism in Eukaryota, Metazoa, Chordata, Mammalia, Rodentia, Spalacidae. Gene Ontology annotation, biological process: translation; maturation of SSU-rRNA; ribosomal small subunit assembly. Gene Ontology annotation, cellular component: ribosome; cytosolic small ribosomal subunit. The transcript is spliced from 2 exons. Gene Ontology annotation, molecular function: structural constituent of ribosome.